Messenger RNA from Rosa chinensis, 417 nucleotides. Its product is annotated as ethylene-responsive transcription factor ERF022. The record is from RefSeq and is a predicted model, not a curated record. The transcript has a single exon. NCBI's taxonomy places the organism in Eukaryota, Viridiplantae, Streptophyta, Magnoliopsida, Rosales, Rosaceae. Bases 1 to 417 code for a protein of 138 amino acids.
AUGGCCGCCGCCGCCUACGAUGCGGCGGCAUUGCACCUCAGAGGACCAGGGGUCCUGUUUAACUUUCCUGAAAUGGUUGAUAGUCUUCCGAGGCCAGCGAGUUCGAGUCCUUCGGACGUGCAGUUGGCGGCUCAAGGGGCGGCAAUGAGGUUUAGGAGACUGCCAAUGGGGUCGGUUUCGACGGAGGUGGCUGGUGGCUCGAGUGGUGGCGCGGCGCCGGUGACGGUGGGACUGUCGCCGAGUCAAAUUCAGGCGAUUAAUGAGUCGCCAUUGGACUCGCCUAAGAUGUGGAUGCAGUACAUGUACAUUUCUCAUCGUGAUGAGGCUUUGUUUUUUGGGGAGGACAUGCCAUCGUCUAUGGGUUUCUAUGAUGAUCAUGAUGACGGUUUGCACCAUCAGUCCAUUUGGGACUCCUAG